Molecule: messenger RNA, 1356 nt
Organism: Phytophthora infestans T30-4
Lineage: Eukaryota; Oomycota; Peronosporomycetes; Peronosporales; Peronosporaceae
Product: crinkler (CRN) family protein, putative
Exons: 1
Coding region: 1-1356 (451 amino acids)
Source: RefSeq, a predicted model, not a curated record
AUGGUGAAGCUGUUUUGCGGAGUUGUUGGUGAGGCGAAAACGCCGUUCCCUAUCGAUAUCGACGCGGAACAAACGGUGGGCGACUUAAAGAAUGCUGUCGCGGCAGCUCUUCGGCACGAGAAAGGAGUAAAUUUGCUAGAGAUUUAUUUGGCAAAGACUGAAAGCACCGGUUGGCUGUCAAAAGAAGACGUGAAGAAGGGGGUUGGUGACGUUACCGGACUGGAGGAGCUCGCAGCGAUGACAGCGAGUCUUAACUGUGCGGGUUUGUCGGACCACGAUGUCAGCGGAUUUGACGGAGGAGAUGAAGAUGAGGGCAAGGGCGCUGUGCACGUACUGGUGAAAAAGCCGUUCAUGCCAAAUAAGCGGCGUCGAGUAGUACCGCAGCUAAAUAUUCCUCGGGUUGAUUUGGGAGACAGCAACUACGUUCACCUACCUGCAGAGCUGAUCUACUGGUGUGGUUUGCUAUCGCGGGGCGACUUGAAAUUGUACUGUCGUCCACAAGUGCGCCAACUUUGGGAGUUUUUGAGCCAAGACGUCAUUGUCGAAAAUGCAAAAGGACAUAUCGUGGGGCCAUCUGGUACCGGGAAGUCUGUUUGCACGUUGGCUUUUACGGCUUCUUUAGAUCACAAGGAAUGGGAUAUCGUCUGGAUACAUGUAAGCCGUAACUUCCCCGUCACUGUUCUGUCUUCUGGCAGGAAGGAGUAUUGGAUUUUGAAAUCGUCGACAUUUGAGCUGCCUCGUGUGAACCAGAGAAAGGUCUUCGUCGUGCUGGAUGGAAUUGCUGAAGGGGAUCAUCACCGAAAGGUUGCUAUUGAUAUAUUGGCCGAUCUACGCGAUGAUGACAGAUUCGUUGUGUGCUCGUCUAUGGCCACGUUUUGGAAGAGGAACCUGGAGGAAGACAUUCGAGAAAACAUUAAAUGGUAUUUUAUGUAUUCGUGGACAAAAGACGAGUAUCUCGCAGCAGUUCGCGACGAAGGUUUUUAUAACACUGUCAGCGAUAAGCUUGAUGCAAGUAGUCUCCUCGAGGUGAAUGACGAAAGCAAUGAGAGUGGAGAAUGUGAGGUCACAAAGCUCGUGAAUCGAAAGUUUUAUUUUGCUGGUGGCUCGUGUCGGUUCAUGUUUCAGUACACGACGGAAGAAGUAAAGAAGGCCUUGAAACACUUGAUCGAUUGCGUUCCCGACAAAACUCAAUUAGUCAGAUGUUGCUUCGGUGGCUUCAACAAUAGUACGAUGAACAAACUCUAUGGAAUGGUCUGUUGCGACACAGAUGACGAAGGUUACGGUGAACGUGUCCCUUUGAGUCCGUAUGCAGCUUCGCUUUUCGCGAAAGAAAGUGGCCCAAGUCAUUGGAAAUAA